UUCAUUCCCGGCACAUUCUUCGAGCAUCAUCAUCCAAAUCGUCUUCUGCUCACGUUUCUGCGUGAUCGAUCCGGGGACCCAGUCUUUGUUUGGAGUUCGCACACAAGUGAUGUGAACUCCACACCCGCAUGGUUGGAGCACGGUUAAUAGCAUGAAGAGGGCAUAGAUGGAUAUACAACGCAUGCGCAAGUGUACACGGAUAUAGACUUAUUGUAGUGUAUGUAUCUUCUUAUGCUCUCUUGGAAUUCACAUCAUUGGUUCCUUUCAGGCAGUUAGAAGUAUUUUCAUAUCACCAUAGAUAAGUGUUAAUUAAAUAUGGAUUUAUUCGUAAUUAUCGGACUCUUAAUCGUAGUCUACUAUUCCGUCUAUCUCAUUCUUCCCUCUUUCUUGGAUUGCGACAUACUGCUCGCUUUUAAAGAAAAGUACGGCAAAUCCGUAUCUUCAUUGAAAGGCAAGACAGUAUGGAUAACAGGUGCAUCUGCCGGCAUCGGAGAACAUUUAGCUUACGUGUUAGCCAAAGCGGGCUGCAAGUUAAUCUUGUCCGCUCGGAGAAUCGCUGAAUUAGAACAAGUGAAGAAAACGUGUUUGGAAGAGAAUAGAAACUUAACUGACAAUGAUGUGGAAGUUUAUCCUAUGGAUGUGCUUGAUUUGGACUCGCACGAGAAAGCAUUCGAACAUGUAAUCAAUAAAUUCGGCAAGUUAGACAUACUCGUCAACAAUGCUGGCCGUAGUCAAAGAGCAAAAUGGGAAAACAUCGAGAUAGCAGUUGAUAAAGAAAUGUUCAACUUGAAUGUAUUCUCCAUCUUAUCCUUGAGCAGAAUAGCAAUAAAACACUUUUUGAAAGUAGGCGAAGGUCAAAUCGUCAAUUCCUCAAGUUUAGCAGGAAUUGUACCUGCACCGAUGUCGGCGACCUACUGCGCCACUAAACAUGCCUUACAUGGUUAUUUCAGACCGUUGUUCUUGGAACAUCCUGAUAAUAAUAUUAGUGUGACAAUGGUUUGCCCGGGUCCGGUACAAACCGAAUUUCUAGCCAAGAGUUUCACGGAGAAAUCUGGCCAGAAUUACGGUGUAGCAACGGACACAUCUAAAAACAAAGUUAGCGUGGAACGUUGUGCAAUUUUAAUGGGCGUCGCGAUUGCAAAUGAACUGGACGAAGUGUGGAUUGCCACAGCGUCUUCAUUACGACUUGUAUAUUUGAUUUAUUGUUUUCCGAAUUUUGCAAAAUGGAUUAUAAAGAAUUUAGGUCUGAAAUACCUGCUAAAAUUACGAGAUGCUAACGCCUCCAAAACGGAUUAAUCAUCAUGAUCAUCACUGAAUAUUCUAAUGUCAACUGUAUUUUUAUUAUGUUUUGCCAAUAUAUUCUUCACAUAAGCGCUUUAAGAAGAUUUUUAUAUAUGUAUAUAUUAAAUGUAUAUAUUAAACAUAAUAAGAAAAUAAAACAGAUGUAAACAGAUUAA
Atta colombica is the source of this 1457-nucleotide messenger RNA. Its product is annotated as dehydrogenase/reductase SDR family member 7. The record is from RefSeq and is a predicted model, not a curated record. Lineage: Eukaryota; Metazoa; Arthropoda; Insecta; Hymenoptera; Formicidae. Bases 316 to 1296 code for a protein of 326 amino acids. The transcript is spliced from 8 exons.